AGCGAGAGGAGAGAGAGAGGAGUGGACAAAAAAAAAUGCGCUCAUCGAUGUAUCUCGAGGAUGACGACGACGAUACGAUGAUCGUUGCGACCGAUCGCAGUGGCGCAGCUGUUUGUUUACGUAAGAAGAGCGCGACGAGUAGUAGCGAGAGACCGAGAGAGCGCUGCUACUUGCGUCGCAUAAAGUAAAGCCCCUUCGCCUCUAUCUAUCUAUCCGUAUACGUAUACACUGGAAAAUAGCGCAAAAAUCGCAACCGGUUUCCCACGCCGGAAGUCGCGCUCGUGCCGUAGCAGAAAAGCCUGUAUGUAUAAUACGGAGCAAAAUUAAUCCGACGAACGAGCGUGACUGAGGUUGGAGCAAAAAAAAAACAAAAUAAGAGGGGAAAAAAAGGAGCCGCGAUAAUAUCCCGUGCACAGCAGCAGCUCCUUUGUCAGAAUUAUUCGCUUUUCACCGGGCGCUCUUAUCUAACGAUUUAUUUAUAAGAGCGAUCGUCGAUCGGAGCGAGUCAGAAAGUCUCUAUGUAACGUUGCAGAUUUGGCCUCGUGAACUGUUACAUAGUCGAGAGCUGCAGCUAUUAUACGCCACGCACUCCACUUAAAAGUAAUAAUAAAAAAAAAAACCAACAGAUAUAUACAGUAUUCCAUGUAGCUGGAGGAGGGAGGGAGAUCGUAAAAAUCGGCCGCCGCCGCCGACUCGCUUUGUGUUGUUGUUACACGAGGUCGCGUGCUGCGCAUAGGAGCGCGCUUUAUUCAUAUCAUAAACGCGCCGCGAUCGCGGACUCGAUUUUUUUUUUCUGAAAUAAUAAACGUCGUAAAAGAAAAGCUCUCGACCGGCGGAAGAAGCAAGAAGCAAGAAGCAAGAAGAAGCGACGCACCGACCGACCUCGAAACGACCAACAACAGCGAUGCCACUCGAGCUCGGUGCCAGGAUGCCAAAAGACUCGGUACAAUCGAAUUUUCCUCGCGCUCGCAACGGAUAAUACAGCAACGCAGUGAGAGCCCAAAUUGGACCGAGGGAAAGAAAGUUUCCCGCGUGGAUUCUUCGCUUUCCUUUUGUCGUACAAAGGUGCACAAAACAACGAGUCUAUUUUCGGUGUCUGUCUGUCUGUGUGUGCAUAAAAAAAGGCCAUGCAAAGUAAGCGCGUCUCUAUUCAUCCGUACGGAAUCGGUAUUCCUACCGAAAAAUUAUCGACUCUGCUCUCCGCGGGUGAAUAAUUGAGAAAGCGAGAGAUGCUGCUGCUGCACCUCGCGCAUUGAUUCAGCUCUAUUCUGUAUACAUAUGUGCGCGAAGGAAAAAAAAAGAGGCAACGAGGCACGAGAGCACAUAUAGCGCACACGGCCUUUAAACUCUGCUCUGAGAAAGUCGCAUAGCACAUCCACGUUAUAAACUAGUGUAUGUGUGUGUCUAUGUCUGUGUGAGAGAGAGACAAAAAGAGACAACGAAAACUCUCGCUCGGAAACUCGAUCUACGAGCGCAGGACGAAUAGAAAAAAAAAGUCCCUUCCCGCGCUUAAUCUGAAUAUUCGUGCAGCUCGCGCACGAGCGAGAGGGACAGAGAGAGAGAGAGAGAGAAAAAACGAGAACGACCGGAACGAUAUCGAGGAAUCGAGUCUAGCGAGCUUUGGCGACGAUCGGCGAACGAUUGCCGAUUUCCGUCUUUAAAUAUACGUGCAUUAUAGGACUUUCACUACCGUGUGUGCGAGUCCCGUGCACAAAGACGUGUCUUCCAAACAACAAAAAGAAAAAGAAAAAAGAGUUGUUUAUAGUCACAUAAGCCCGACGCCACGGAGUCGAUAUUGUACUACGUUAAUCGACGCGAUCGGAGAUCGUGGCACAACGGCAACAACGAGAUGCAGUUGGCUCAGGCACCGCAUCAGGCCCGAGCGCCGCCGGUGCCACCGCGGCCUAGUCGUCAGAUCGUCGCGGAGGCCUUGAAGAAGUCGCCGCCGCCCUGUCCGACUCGUCAAGCGCCGGCGCCACCGAUCAAUCAGAGGCCCUGGAAAAAUCACGCGGAUAAAACAACUACGGCAGCAGCAGCGGCAGCCGAUCGUGUCGACGCUAGCUGCAACAACGGCAAUAGCAACAACGCUGGCGGUCGUACGCUCGUUUACGACUCGACGAGCAGCAGAAUCAGGAGCAACGGAGGCCGAGUCGACGAAAAGAAGCAGCUGCAGCACAGCGAUAGAAUAGACGAUACCUCGAAGCGAAAAGGAGGAGAGAAAGAGAUCGAGUCCAACAAGAAGGAUAAAGACAACAACAACAACAAGGACGCGGAGCAGGACAAAGACGAGACCGACCGAGGAGGAGACGGUGCAGAUCCAAACGAGAAGGACGAGCAGCCGCCGAGAAAGAAAUCCUCCCAGCAGGCCGUGGUCACGUUCAAGGAGCGAGGAGUGACCGACGAGGAUUCGCCGUCCGAUCCUAGCCCGAAGACGACCGUCGUCCUCGUCAUCGAGGACGCCGCGCCCAAAAACGGCAACGGGAGCAGCAGCAGCCCCGAGCCCGAGAACAUCCAGACGCAGGACUGGCUCGAGGCAGGCAUAAGAUACACCUCGACCAAGAUCACUCUGCCUGCGGCCAACGAGAAUCCUCGUCGGCAUCAUCAGCAUCAGCAUCGCGCCGUUACACUGAACGGCCUCGACGGUUAUUACGAUUGCUGCUGCUCGUCGUCUACUCACAGCGCCGAGUUCGCCGACCUCGAUUUUUCCAGAAUAAUCGCCAGGAUAAACAUGUCUUCGCUGCCAGGAUUGCCGCCACUGCCUCGAAGUUUGAGUGGGUUCGGCCUCGAUAACGGCGGUCUCGAGCCCGGUCGAAGUCCGCCACCGCUGCCACCAGCCCGGGUGCCCAGUCGCGGCAGCGGCAGCAGCGGCAACCGACUGGUCAAGACGCCGAGCUCCACCAGCAGUCAAGGCUCGAGACCCUCGCCCCAGGGCGGCCGGCAGCUGACCACCCUCGACACGCAGCUGUCCAUACUCAGGCGAGAAAUGUUUGGCCUGCGCCAGUUGGAUCUGUCGCUGCUGUCCCAGCUCUGGUCUCUCAACGAGUCGAUACAGGAGUUUCGCCAGCUGCUGCAGGACCAGGAGGACAGGGCGCCGUCGCCCUCGCCCAGCAGCGACGACGGCGACGACUCGAUUUCGCUGUCGUUCACCCAUCAACUCGCUAGCGCCAUACAUCAGCAGCAACAGCAACAGCAGCCACCACCGCCGCCGAGGCGACCGGCACCAGCAGCGCCUGUGCAUCAACAGCACCAGUAUCAUCAUCAACAACAACAGCAGCAGCCACAGCAGCAGCAUCAUUACAGAAGCGCGAGGUCGCGCAAUUCCAUCUCGUCGCUCGGGCACAAUUUAGCCAACAGCGACGACUCGCCGUCGAGCGAGGAGUACGGAGCCGUAUGAGAAUCGGACGUUUAGUGCGUCGAUAGAAAAAAAACAUCAAAACGUGAUACAAAGAGUGAACUGGUUGUUGUUGUUUUUUUUUUUUAUUGACGUGAGCGACGAAUGCACUCGGCGUUUCAUCGAUAGUCUAUAUCGAGCGGUUAUUCAACGAAGCGAAUCGUUGUUAUUUAUAUAAAUAUUAUACUUGUGUAACGAGUUGCGAUUGUUGAUCAGAAUUUCAAAAAUGUCAAUUAUUCCGGAACACGUCCAUAUGCCAAGACAACGAAUAAUUGUAUUCUGAGACGAUUUUUACUAUUAGCUGUAACGAGAAUACUUACGCUUAAUGUAAGGCAGUUAUCAGAACUAUAUUCUAUGUAUAGUUAAAGUGAAAUUGUUAUACGUACAAAAUUUAGACUAAUUUGUUUAUGAUUCUUAUUUGUAUUGUUUAGUUUAGCUAAUUAUAAGCAAAUAGUGUAAAAUUGAUACAAAGAAAAUUACGUGAUAUGUUAAAGAAUGUUCACUAAAAUUACAUUUAAAAUGAUGCACAGAGGAAAGAACUGUUAUCGAUUGAUUGGACUAAAUUUGAUAUCAUUUUCUAUUGUAGCAGCAUGACCUACUAGAAUUCCCACUUUGAAGUGCGUUGAAGAAAAUAAUUUUUUUUCACAUGGUAUUUCCUUUGAUGCAGUAAAUCUAGAGCAUAAAUUGUACUUUUUGAAAAGGAGUACUCUUUUGGAUUUUUGUAAUAAUCAAAAUAUUGGGUAAAAAUGUGUUGAAACUAAUUUUUUAAUUUCAAAGUAAAAAAGCUAUUGUUAGUACAUUACUCAUUAAAACUUGUUUCGUAUAACAUGACAAUUAAUGAAUACGAACAAACACAUAGGUUAACACAUGUUUCAAUGUUAACCUAUAAACUAAAGAGCCAUUUUAAUAUUAUAUAUUUCCUAAAGUGAUAAUUAUGAAAAAAUAGAUGUAAUCAAGAAUGUGUGAUCAUAUUUGCUUCUUACGACCGAGAUCGUGUAUCGACAGGUUUGUUUACUUUUAUCGAGUACUAAAUUGAGUACUAGUGUAAAAUAAACUUUAUGCUAUAUAGUAAUACUUAAGCAUAAUUGAUAUAAUAAUUAAGACUAAAAAAGAUAGAAUGAUAAAAAUAUUUCAUUCUUAUGUUAAAGAAUGAAUUGUAUAUAUUCACUUUUAAAGUUAAAUAAAUACAAUGGUUUUAAA
Molecule: messenger RNA, 4591 nt
Organism: Trichogramma pretiosum
Lineage: Eukaryota; Metazoa; Arthropoda; Insecta; Hymenoptera; Trichogrammatidae
Exons: 3
Coding region: 1850-3394 (514 amino acids)
Source: RefSeq, a predicted model, not a curated record